Messenger RNA from Alligator mississippiensis (American alligator), 5498 nucleotides. Its product is annotated as zinc finger and BTB domain-containing protein 8A-like. Lineage: Eukaryota; Metazoa; Chordata; Crocodylia; Alligatoridae. The transcript is spliced from 4 exons. The record is from RefSeq and is a predicted model, not a curated record. Gene Ontology annotation, biological process: regulation of transcription by RNA polymerase II. Gene Ontology annotation, molecular function: RNA polymerase II cis-regulatory region sequence-specific DNA binding; protein binding; DNA-binding transcription factor activity, RNA polymerase II-specific. Bases 269 to 1708 code for a protein of 479 amino acids.
GGAGCGAGCGGCUGCUCGGCGCUGUCGGCGGGCGUGUCUAGCGCCGUCGGGCGUCCCUGGCUCCCGGGGCUGCAGGGCCGCUCCGGACUGGGCGUGCGGGUGAGUGACGGCGGCCUCCGCCAAUGGCGCGGGGAGGGGGCGGCCCCGCUGCCGCUCGGGCUCCUGCCGCUGUCUCCUUCCCUGGUCGCUCCUCGGUCCCUCUGAAGAUGUGUGCGCCCAUGGCUGGACCAAGGCAGCCAGAGCCGCACUUCCCAUUUAUCGCUUUGGGAUGGAGAUUUCUUCCCACCAGUUUCAUCUCCUGGAGCAACUCAAUGAGCAACGCAGGCAAGACCUGUUCUGCGACUGCAAUAUCCUGGUUGAGGGGAAGGUUUUCAAAGCACAUCGAAAUGUGCUGUUUGCCAGUAGCGGCUAUUUCAAGAUGCUCCUUUCCCAGAGCUCAAAGGAGACUAGUCAGCCAACAACUGCUACCUUCCAGGCAUUUUCUCCUGACACUUUUACCGUUAUUCUAGAUUUUGUUUAUUCAGGCAAACUGUCUCUCACUGGUCAAAAUGUCAUUGAAGUCAUGUCAGCUGCCAGCUAUCUUCAGAUGACUGAUGUUAUUAGUGUUUGUAAGACAUUCAUUAAGUCAUCAUUGGACAUCAGUGAGAAAGAGAAGGAUCGCUAUUUCAGCCUGUCAGACAAAGAUGUAAAUUCAAAUGGUGUGGAGCGCUCCUGCUUGUAUGGUGCUGGCUGGAGGGCGGAAAGCAGCCCCCCUCAUUCUCACCUAAGUCCAGAGCAAGGGUCUUGUAUGAUGGGUGGAAAUACAUGGAGCAGUUUCACCUACUAUCCAUCUUCUCGAAGUACACAGCAGCAACUGGCCAAACAUGACCAAAGGCAGGAUUCCAUUAAAAAGCCCAGACACCUAGGACUGCAACAGUCUUCUGACAUUCCCCACUAUAAAUCGAGUAAGCUCGAAGACCGAGCUUCAGAGCCUACAAGCCACAUGUCUCCAUCUGAAGAGCAAGUUCAAAUUGAAGCAGAAGUUGAAUCUCCCCAUGUUGGGUACCAGUAUGGUCAAGGAUCUGAUGUGCUGCCAAGGAGUUUAGCUGUGUCGCAGCAAGAGCAUGAAUCGCCCCGUUCUUCUAGCAAGUCAAAGUCUUCAAAAGCAGACGAGCAAUAUGCCAACAUACCCUCAAUUUUAGGUGUAAUGGGAGGCUGGGCUGAUGAUGACCUGCCCAGGAUGAGAUUCAAAUGUCCAUUCUGCACCCACGUGGUGAAGCGAAAAGCAGACCUAAAGCGGCAUCUUCGUUGCCAUACUGGAGAACGACCUUAUCCAUGUGAGGCAUGUGGAAAAAGAUUUAGCAGACUAGAUCACCUAAGUAGCCAUUUUCGAACAAUUCAUCAGGCAUGCAAGCCAAUCUGCAGAAAGUGUAAACGCCAUGUGACUGAGCUGACGGGACAAGUGGUCCAAGAGGGAACAAGACGUUACAGACUGUGUAAUGAGUGUCUAGCAGAAGCUGGCAUAGACAGCAUCCGCAUUGACUUGGAGGCUGAACCAUCACUAGAAUUUCCACAAGAAGGGGAUAAGGAUUCCAGGUGGCACUAUGGUGAAGACAACAGAUCUGAUGUGGAGAUUGUGGAGGAUGGGUCCACUGACUUGGUCAUUCAACAGGUUGAUGACAGUGAGGAUGAACCAGAAGAAAAGGAAGUCAAGCCAAAUAUUAGGUAGUUAUGAGUGAAACGAAGAGUAAGUCUCUUCACAUUGAAUUCCUGUGUCUUGACCAUAAGCACCCAACCAGCCAGUCUUUAACAUCCAAAAAUCUGUUGGCUUGUUAUGAACUCAUCCUAAUUGCAUGCAGCUAUGGACAUGCCAUUGAGUCCAUUCUGAAUUUUGUUAUUCAAAGUACCAAUAUUUUGCUUCAUGAGAGAGAAUACAUCCCAAGAUGGAAUAAUGGAUGAGCAAAGGAACUGAACUACUACACUGAUAGUUUUUUUAUAAUAGGCAAUGAGUCCUUUCAUCAAUGGUUGGGUGGGAGGUGGGAGGGUUUAAAUAAUUUAAAAUAAAUCUCAGAAAAUUAUUGUAAAUUACCCAAAUUUUAAAACAUUUAGAGGUUUGGGUUUUUUUAUAUGCCAUGUCACCUGGUGACAACAAAGUGUAAAAGAGGUAACUUGGUGUAGCAUAUAAACAACACCCUUUUUCAGAAUCCCGAAAUGAGGAUAAUCUUCCAUGCAUUUUAAUUAAGUCUUCAUAUUGAGUUUAGAGGAGCCAGGUAGAGCAUUCAGUAAUAAUGUAUAUAAAAUGUUUUGGAUGCUAUAGCACAAACAUCUGGAAAAGCACUUUCUUGUUAAUUUUAUUCUAAUAAGGAAAAACUUUAGCAGACCAUUCAUUCAGGAAAGCUUUCUUUACUAGAAAAUAAACACAUGAACAAUAUUCCUAUUCAGUGCACCACAAAUCAAGUAAUUGCUGAGACAUAUCAUUCCAUAAUAAUACUAAAUGUUUUAUUCACUCUGGAAAGUGGGAAUACUGUUUCUUCUAUCAAACAUUUCUGAUCUUUUGCUAACCAUAAAAAAAAAUAAUUUGUACUUCUUAAAAUGCCAAGCCAAUGUGACUACCAAUUGUUAUGUACAGAACAGAUACAGCACUACCGAUGGCAUUCAAACUUCCCAGGAACUCUGAAGGAAACACCUUCUGGGAUAAAAUGGUAUUUCAGCCCUCAUUCUAGUUUCUUUCUUUCUCCUCUUUCAAUUACUGGCAGUGGUGGCACAACCAAAUAGCUUGUAUGCCUAGUAAUUAGCAACUGAACUGAUACCAACUAACUGUUUCUGUAUUGAAUAUUUUUAUCUGUAUUUACCUAUACUCAGUUUGAACUGAUAAGUUUUAAGGAAAAGACCUCAUCAUGUUACAUGUUUCCAAAGCUAUUAUGCCACCAAGGAGCCCCUUUUAUUCUCUUUCUAAACUUUCUCAGUUUGCAUUAUGUAUCAGCAUGCACCAAAAACCAUGAACAUCAUUUAGAAUAGAAAGGAUGACUAGAGCCAACAAGAUAGUAGUGUUCCUUUAAGACAAAACAAGCCCCUUGCUGAUAAAGUGCAUUUUUAGUUGACCAGUACAGAAAACGAGAAGCUAGUCCACAUUGCUAGUGUACUUUUAUCUAAUCUGAUCCAAACAGAAAUAACUUUGAGCUGGGUACUUUUAAGAAAAUAGGAUGUGAUUACUAAAGUUUUCAUUCUGCCCUUGUUGAAAUCAGUCAACUUGUUAUUAACUUCAGUGGGUACAAAGUUCAACCGUAUUCCUCCCCACUGGUCUUGUUCAUUUGUUUUUUCCCCGUUAGUACGUUUCAGGAUUUUAUCCCUUGGAACCACAUGCACAAGCAUGCUUGGCUGCAAUCUGUAUUAAUUAAUGCACAUUUCCAGAUAGGUGCCCAUUUAUAGUCCAAAACUGGUUUGCAAAUUCCACUUAUGUAUAUUUGCACGUUUUAUUUUGUAUCAGAAUUACCUGAAAGAGUGGCAUUUUCUUUCACAGAUGCCAAUCCCUAGCCACAGCAUCUGUUAAGAAAACCCAAAUGCUACCUUACUGGAGAUCACCUCCUUGGUAAAUAAGCUCACCCUGCUGGCAGGGGCUGAAUACAGUUCAAUAGCAUCAUAGGGUCCACAAUUUUUAAGACUGGCAGCCAGGCUACUGCUGGGACCAAUCUCUUCUGCAGCACCCAGCUCUCUCUGCUCUGUGCUGAGGGCAGCUUUUAUGCUUCCCCCCACCCUUGCAGCCUCCACAUAUCCUAUCAACUCAGUGCUGCUGAUUUUCUUGUCAAUAGCGAUGGGGAGAAGCAAAUUCAGUGGUAAGGGUAAGCAAAGGUUGCUGUAGUGGAGCAAGAGAAUAACCCUUUUUACAGAGAAGGGACGGCUGGGGCCACUGCCUGCUACAUGCUGUGUAGAGGAUUGCCUGCACAUGGCAGAGGAAUGCAUGGUGCAGGGCAGAGAAUGUGCUCGUGCCAUUUCAUGUUGCAGAUUUCCACUUGCCAUGUGCCAGCUCUGGCCCACAGGCCACAGAUUGCCUAUCCCUCUUUAGGGAGUUCUUCUUCCUCUCCUCUUCGUUUGCCUUAAAACAGUGUUAACUGCCUUUAGAGUAGUGUUUCCCAAUCCUUGGGUCAUGACCUAAAAGUGGAUUGCAAGAAUAUAUGAAAGGGUUGUGAACGAACUUUAAAAAUGGAUUAUCCUUUAAAGGAGAAAAAUGUGGGAAAACGGUGGCUUUCCCUUGCAGACUGGCAGAGUUCCAGCCUGCAUGGAGAUGCUUGGGGCCCUCUAUGCUCCACACACGCACCCUGUCCCAUGCAUUGGGGAGAUGGGGCCUGGGGUUGGAGGGCAGCAGAUCAGGACAGGCAUUUUACAAGUGGGUUCCGGUACAAAAAAGGUUGAGAACCACUGUUCUAGUACACAUCUCAUCCAUUUUUCUUUAGAUAGCAGGAUGAGAUAGCCUGAGGUCGGCUCUAAAAGGAGAAGAAAGACAAAGAACCUUUCCAGUCAAUACUUCCUUUUGUUAUUGCCUAUAAGUAUGUUUUACGUCUCUCUUCAUCAGCAGCCCAUACAGCGAGCUUAACCGAACAUCUUGCACAAAAGUCACUUGAAACUUUUUACCUUAACCAAUCCCCCCUAAUGGUUGAGAGAGGGAGGAAGCCCAGCAGAGGCCUUCUGUUGCUGUUAAACACUCAUAACUCACUACGGUUAGAAACAUUCAAAAUGUUCCAUGAACAACUUUAACUAACUUUAUAUAUGUUCCUUUUUUCUAUUUUAAAGACGUGCCAAAGGCUUCUACAGAUGGCAAACUACUUGAGGCACUGUUUGCUGAGACCUAAUUUAGCAUACAUUUUGCUCCCUAUCUGUAAACUAGCAGUUUGCACUCAGCAGUCUGUAGCAGUGCCCAUUGCCACAGAAUACCGUUGGGGAAGAGAGCUUUAGGACUCGCAGCGGAUUUUGGGCUACAUUUGCUGAGGCUACAAUCUAUGGUAGACAUUGCCUACUGUACAGAUACGUACAGAAUGGGUUUUGGCUUUGAGAGUCUCGAUCAAAUAGAAUAUAGGAACAUAGGACUACAAGGGCCCCCCCCCAUGCCAUUGAGUCCAAUGAUAUGAUUAAAAGGACUAUGUUCAAGAGUAUCAGGACCAGAUGCUUCAGAAAAAGAUGAAACAUUUCUGUAGUGGACAAUUAUGUAAUAACUUGUUCAGAUAGAGAACAUUUAUUUCUACAUGCAGAAAACUAGUUGCUGGCUGCACCCUCACAGACUAUGGUUUCUAUAGCUUUAUAUGUUUUUAUGUUAGCUAAUGUAAUUAGAUUUUAUUUUAGCUAUUUUAUAUCAUAUUAAGCCUUGGAGCUCUAACUCCUGGCAAUGAGUUCUACAGGUCAAUUAUGUUUUGUAUUUAAAAAACUAUCAAUUUUAUAUUUGUUGCCUCUAUUUUCAUUUGUUGUUUUCAUAUUUUUGUGUUGUAAGACAGCAUAAAUGGAAGUGCCAGAUAAUCAUUUAUUAUUUA